AUGCCAGUCAAUAUCAUUGUUACAGUUCGUAAAACUAUGAAACGUGUUGCUGCAUUGAAUAUUUUCGAUGAUGCAGUCUCACGUUCUAAUCCAUUUAAUUUGCGUACGGCAAUUAUUUCUACUCGUUUUUAUUUUGCUCUUCUCAUAUUAUCUCUCAUUACUCUUGUCAUAUUUACUUCUUUGAGUAAUGAAAAUAUAUCGAUUACAAUUCGAAAUCCAUCGGAAGCAUCUUACGAGUAUUUACUUCGCACAUAUUCAAGAACUCUAUCUUGUCAAUGCAGUCGUACCAUCAUUCCAUAUAGUGAUUUCACUUCGACGAAUAUUAAAUAUCAUCCUGUAUGCUCAAGCAUGUUCGUAUCGGAUGAUUGGAUCGAUUGUCUUCUUAGUCCAAACAUGAAUACUCUCUAUCAAGCUGAUUUUCGUGCAUUUGCCAGUACAUUUUUUCAAUCACUUGUUACAUUCUGUUCACAUGCUCAACGAUCAAUAAACGACGCACUCGAUAAUCUUCGAUCAGAAACUCUUCUCACACCUGAUAUUUUAUCUUUUCAAUCAUUAGAUGUUAAAGUUCAAGCUAAGAGUCAAUUUCUUCAAACAUCCACAGCAAAUAGUCUUGUUCGAUUGCUUGAACUCGUACGCAGCACGACAUAUACCGACACACUCUAUUCAGCAUUUCAAACAUCUGAACUAUUACUUAAAACGACUACAGAUAAUGGUUCAAUUACAUUGAUUGAAGUGAAAGUUUCACUUUUUCCAAAUGAUUCUACGGAAUGUGAAUGUUUAAUAACACCUACAUGUUCUUUACCAGCUGGAUUUUUCAAUGGUACAGACAUUGGUAUUAUCGCGACCAUCUGGAGUGAACCACUGAAUCCAGUAUUUGUCAACGGCAUAUCGUUUUCAUGCUAUCCAAUCGAGUCAUUACUUCAAUCGACACUUGAAUGUUUCUUCAAUCAAUCGUGUCUUGAGACUCUUUUGCAAUUUUUCUCAAAUUGUAACACUCUUAAUAUCGAUGUUCUUAAUAUUAAUCAAACUCAUUUUACGGCAGAUACAACAAUUGAAGAACUCAUUAGUCUCUUAUUUAUUGAGAACUGGUCUGUACAAACUUUGUUUACCAACUAUUUCACAUUGUGUGCGCCCAUGUUAUGUACAUAUACCAUUGAAAAGCGCAAAAGUCUUUUGUAUGUAAUAACUCAAGUAUUGGGUAUCUACGGUGGACUAACUGUUACUUUACGUGUAUGCAUUCCCAUUAUUGUUGGUUGGUGGCGAAAAAGGCGAAUCAACACUCGAACAGAAGCCAAUCCAAGUAUGUAUGAUAUAGAAUAG
Messenger RNA from Rotaria sp. Silwood2, 1320 nucleotides. Lineage: Eukaryota; Metazoa; Rotifera; Eurotatoria; Philodinida; Philodinidae. The record is from the annotation of a GenBank genome assembly.